This is a messenger RNA of Neoarius graeffei (lesser salmon catfish), 4399 nucleotides long. RefSeq names its product collagen, type VI, alpha 2 (gene col6a2). The record is from RefSeq and is a predicted model, not a curated record. Lineage: Eukaryota; Metazoa; Chordata; Actinopteri; Siluriformes; Ariidae. Bases 177 to 2924 code for a protein of 915 amino acids. The transcript has 28 exons.
ACACAUACACACACACACACACACACGUAGUGAGUCCUCUUGUAUUCUGGUAAAAGUUCCUGCCCUUUUCCAGCUUCACUUUUUGUCGGAAUGUACACUCGAUAGACUGUAUCUUCUAAUUAUUCCCGGAUAUCCUGAAGGAUUUCUGUUCCGGCUCUGGGUGAGGUGAGGUGAGAAUGUGGAAGAGGAGGAUGAUGCUGUUUAACACGAUUGUGCUGGGCUUACUGUACAUGGCACCAGUUGGCCAGACACAGGAUUGUCACAAAAUUAUAGAAUGCCCCAUAGACCUGUACUUCGUUAUCGAUACAUCAGAGACCAUCGCUCUCCAGGAGCCUCCACCAGGUAGCCUGGUUAACAGUGUUACAAAUUUCACCAAGAAAUUUGUUGAACGACUGGAAGAUAUUGAUUACAAGCACAGGGUGAAGAUUACCUGGAAUGUGGGUGGACUCCACUUCUCCAUGACACAGCCGAUCAUUAGCAAACUCACCAACAAGCAAGACUUCAUCACAAAAUUAAAGCUGAUCAGUUAUUUAGGCAAGGGCACCUUCAUUGACUGCGCCCUCAAGAAAAUGUCUGAGGAGAUUAUGAUUAUACCAUCUGAUCCUACGAUCAAGAGACAGCGCUUUGCCGUUGUCAUCACAGACGGCCAUGUGACUGGAAACCCCUGUGAAGGCAUCAAGGUGGCAGCAGAGCGGGCUCGAGACAAGGGCAUUAAGAUAUUUUCCAUAGCAUCAUCUAACAAGCUGGAGGAAAUAGGCCUCAGAGAAAUUGCUAAUAGUCCUGUUGGAGUUUACCGCAGCAACUACAUGGCUGUUGAUCUCUCCAAAGGACGACCUGAGCUUUUAACAAACCAUAUUGACCGCAUUUACAACACCAUGCUACAUCUCGCUUAUCAAGAGUGCUACAGUGUGAAAUGUCUUCCAACACCUGGACCCCCUGGUCCCGUUGGUCCCAGGGGACAGAAAGGUGCUAAAGGAGACAGUGGUCCUACAGGUCCCAAAGGUGACAGAGGUCACCCUGGUGAUCCUGGUAUUGAAGGUCCUAUUGGUUACCCUGGACCGAAAGGAGAACAUGGUUUCAAAGGUGAAAAGGGAGAAAUUGGCUCACAAGGAAGGAAGGGAGUUUCAGGGGUGUCAGGACGCAAUGGCACUGAUGGUCAAAAGGGCAAAAUUGGUCGCAUUGGGGCUCCUGGCUGUAAAGGUGAACCAGGUGGCCCGGGUCCUCAUGGUUAUUCAGGAGAUGUUGGACAGAGUGGCCCAAAAGGAAGUCCUGGAGAGAAGGGAGAUCCAGGUCGACCUGGGAGAUCAGGGCCAGCUGGACCUCCAGGAGACCCUGGUCCCAAGGGUGAGAGAGGUAGUCCAGGCACACCAGGUGCCCCAGGGCAGAAGGGCCCUAAAGGGACAGUUGGAGACCCUGGCCCUAAGGGCGACCCUGGAAGAAGAGGAGACUAUGGACCAAAGGGAGGUCAAGGACCAGAUGGGCCAAAAGGAGAGAAGGGUGAACCAGGACCUGAAGGUCUAAGAGGGCUUCCAGGUGAAGGUGGCAAUAAAGGAACCAAGGGAGAUCCAGGACUUCCAGGACCAAGAGGUCCACCAGGACAAAUCGGAGAGCCAGGAAGAAAUGGGAGCCGUGGUGACCCUGGUGAUGCUGGCCCAAGAGGAGACCCAGGACCCCCAGGACCAAAAGGUGACAUUGGCAGACCAGGAUUCAGUUACCCUGGACCAAGAGGACCAACGGGUGACCAAGGAGACAAAGGUAGACCUGGAGCUCAGGGAAGCAGAGGAGACUGUGGUCAAAAGGGAGAGCCGGGAGAGAAAGGACUACCAGGAGAGCCUGGAGAAUCUGGACCUCAAGGUGAGCCUGGACCAAGGGGGCCUCCGGGAGAUAAAGGUCGAGAUGGUGACAGUGGUCCAGAGGGAGACCCAGGCCUUACAGAAUGUGAUGUCAUGAACUAUAUCAGAGAGACCUGUGGGUGUUGUGAUUGUGAGAAGAGAUGUGGAGCAUUGGAUAUUGUAUUUGUGAUUGACAGCUCUGAGAGUGUUGGACUAACAAACUUCACCCUGGAGAAGAACUUUGUCAUCAGCACCAUCAACAGAUUGGGCUCAAUGGCUAAGGACCCAUUAUCAGAGACAGGAACACGUGUUGGUGUGGUCCAGUACAGUCACAGUGGAACCUUCCAAGCCAUCCAGCUAAACGACUCCAAGAUCGAUUCCCUUUCAGCUUUCAAAGAUGCUGUGAAGAAUCUGGAGUGGAUUGCUGGUGGCACAUGGACUCCGUCUGCCCUGAAAUUUGCCUAUGACAACCUGAUUCGUGAUAGUCGACGUGCCAAGGCUAAAGUGACUGUGGUUGUAAUUACAGAUGGUCGCUAUGAUCCCCGGGAUCAAGACUUACUGCUAACGUCCUUCUGCAACAACAACAAUAUUGAUGUAACAGCCAUUGGUGUUGGAGACAUGUUUGACAAGAAUGCGGAAUCUGAGAAAUUGACAUCCAUUGCCUGUAACAAGAAAGAUAAGGUGAUGGGCAUGAAGCAGUUUUCUGAACUGGUGGCAGAGGAAUUCAUAGACAAGAUGGAGACUGUUCUUUGCCCGAACCCAGUGAUUGUCUGCCCUGACCUUCCAUGCAAAACUGAUUUGUCAUCUCAUUGGAAUGGGUACCCCAUACAUGGAUUCAUUGCAGAGGAAGGGACAAACAGCGUUGUCCCAACUACUGUCUCAAACAUCUCAAACUUAAUCAACUCUCUGCAGGAGGUCAAGACCCCCGAUGCCUACACCACGGCUGUAGCCACAAUGGCUUACACAGCCCAGAGAGCCAAGCUCGCCACCGGACACGAGAGACAGCAGUGGACUAAUUUGUUCAUUGACUCUUUCAGAGUUGUCUUUGGCGAUCUCCUGGGUGACCCUAACAAAGCCUUGGGGUUGUGUUAGGCAAUGUCAGCUCAUUAUUUGGCUAAGCUGGGCUGUUAAAAAGUGGCUAUGGCUUUAUAUUUUUUAGUGGCGAAAACUGGUUGCAUCUUGGCCUCGCUAGAAGAUUAUGUGAAAAGAAAAUGAAAUUAUAUAUAAUUACUACAAACAUCUAAAGCUUGCUGAACUAACAUUAAUUUGAGACAUCUGUAUUCAGGGCUAAAAUACACAAUGGCCACUUAGGCGAUUAGUAAUAAGCAUGAUAAUGACAUAACCAUGACAUUUUGUUUACUUAGAUGAAACUUUAUGACGUUUAAUAUGGAAGCCUCUUUCUCCUGACCUCAGUGCCUGCUGCUUUGUGAAAUACUUUUACAUUGUUAUUUUUUAUAUACUUGAACAAGGUUAAGAGAUAGAAUUACGGCAUUCUGACUGAGCCUGCACAACUUAAAUGUUAUGAAUCUGGACUAAACUGCUUAAGGCCUUUGGAUAUAGGGGGCAUUUUGGUUCUACAGACGGACACAUUCAGCAGUUUUCAAUAAUCAGCUGAGAUAUCACAGUGAUAACCAAAACUCAUGUUAUGUGUAAAUAUUGCAUUUUGAGUAAACCACACUACAAUUUUCUCAUAAAGUUUUGUACUUUGCACAGUACUGAUGGGCAUUAUUUCCUUGAUGGCCUAUAAGUAAUUAUACAAUACAUGUUUUGCAUUCAUGACUAAAUACGUAACAUCACUGCCAUUUCCAUUCGUACAGUAAUUAACUUUUAAUUUACUUUAAUUUGGGGUAUAAUUUUAAAUUACUGUAGAGCACAUUGUAGGAUUAAGGAUUUGAAAGCUGACUUCAAAUAAAUCUAUGCAAUUCUAGGAAGAGUAGGCUGAAAACAUGUCCUGUGAGGUAAAUGGUUAAGAACAUGAGGAAUAAUUUCGAUGAUUAAAAACUUAAAACUAAGAAUACAAGUUGAUGCAAAUAUUGGCUCACAUUAUUCUAUGUGAUAACGCUGUACAUUAAAUGUGCAAUUAGAAAAAGAGCUCGAAGACUGCAAGAAUGUAUCAAAUAAACAUAUAUUGCAAACAAAUUAAGUUUUAAUUUAAUUAUUGUCUACUUGUUUUAGCACUACUAUUUCCGAAUAGAAGCUGUCCCUGUUGUUUAAACCCAAAUAUACACCAUCAGAUAUAUUCGUGUCAGAUCUGUUAUGUUUAUUUUGACCAUUGCAUGGUUCUGACACUCUUUUAGAGUCACAUGGCUGAUGCAAAAAGGAUUCAUGGGUAUUGCUUGUUACUGUAGCUGAUUUGGACCAGUGCACAAUCAAAGGACAAUUCCGGCAUUAAACUAGCAUCUAAUAUUUUAUUUGUCAUGGUAUGUAGUAUUCUGUUGUGCAGGAUGGUAUUGCUCACUGUCUGCGUUUUAACAGUAUUCAUGAUUUUAUGUCGUUUUCCUUUUUUCACCCAUCAAAAUAGUGAAAGCUAAGUGUAGUUGUCUCCCCUUCCCAUUCUCAUGGAAAUU